Messenger RNA from Anguilla anguilla (European eel), 1875 nucleotides. RefSeq names its product shootin 2 (gene shtn2). The record is from RefSeq and is a predicted model, not a curated record. Lineage: Eukaryota; Metazoa; Chordata; Actinopteri; Anguilliformes; Anguillidae. The coding region runs from base 101 to 1813 and encodes 570 amino acids. The transcript is spliced from 17 exons.
AGCUUGAACAGACUCACUUGAGGAGAGAAACUGAGAGCAAUUGAAGCACAUCCAGAACAGUCGAAGUUCGCUUUUCCGUGAACGGACAGCUCGCAUUAGGAUGUCUUCGAACCCGGUACCUCCGGCUCUCUGUACCAGCUCGACCGUGUGGAGUCCAGGUUCUGACGAGGAAAGCAGUUACUCAUCUGAAGAUGAAGAAGACAUUCAGUGUCAGAUACUGGCGAAGGAGAGGGAUGAGGCUACUGAAAAGCUGACGGAGAUUGAACAGGUGUCUGCACAGCUCCUGAAAGAAAUGGAUGCCCUGGAGAUACAGUUCCACAUCGAGCGUUCGUGUCGGGAGAGCGCUGAGGCCUUCGCACUGAAGAUAACGAAGGAGAACAAAGCUCUGAAGCGAAGGAGCCAAGCCCUGCUGCCGCUGAUCCCAGAGAUUCCUGAAAAUUUGGACGUUCUGACGCUUGACUUUGAAAAUGACCUUGGGGCAGGAGAGAUCUCUGACAGCAGUGUGGCAUCUGAUCUGCAAUGGCAGUCCCAGAUCAGAGACCUGCAGAGUUCUCUGGACCAGCUCCUUGGGGAGAAGAUGCAGCUGUCUGAACAGGUGGAGACGCUGAAGAGAGAGCAGGCCGAACUCAACGAACAGCUAGCUGUAGAGAGGGAGGAGAGGGAGGCCAUGAUGAGGAGGUUCAAUAGGCAGAGCAGAACCAUGCACAAAGUGAAAAGAGUGUCCCAACGGGCCGCUCAGGAGUUCAACGACAUCACCCAGAGACUGCAGAUGGAGAAGGGGCUCCGCCAGCAUGCUGAGGCCUUCGCCCAACAGAUGCUGUUGAAGCAGAAAGAGACCCAGAGGCAGAGUAUGGUCCUGAUGCAGAGCUCAGAAACUGGCCCUCAGCUCCAGCAGGCCCUGGAGCAGGUGGCACACAUCAGCAGUGCCCUGGAAGAGAUACGUCUUCAACGUCAGAGCCAGGUGGUCCAGACACAGGCUGCCCUGGAGGAGACCAGCAUGAUGUCGGAGCUGCAGAGUGUCAGAGCCCUGCUGGAGAGAAGCGAGGAGGAGAAGGCAGAGAUCCAGACACAGCUGAGCGAUGCCCAGCACACCGUCGCCCAGCUGCAGGAGGAGGUGAAGCAGCUUCAGGAUAGGGUGAAACAAAUAUCAGAGGUCCCGCCCACUCAAAUAGGCCAAUCGCAGGAAGAAGCCUCAACCCCUGCUCCACCUCCCCCUCCUCCUCCUCCUCCUCCUCCUCCUCCACCACUACCACCACCUUCAGCUGUGGUUGACCCAUUGGAUGCCCUGAGAAAAAGAAAGAAGAAUGGAACCAACCCCACAAGCGUCAAUGGGCAACCACCUUCAUGUGACAUUAAGGCCAGAGCGGUGGAUGAAAUGAUGGAGCGCAUCAAGAAGGGAAUCGCGCUGAGACCCACCCAGAGACCACAUCAGGUUGGGUCAGAGGACGACAGUGCCUGGAGGGAUCAGAAUUCUGAGAAAAGGAAGUCUGCAGUGUUUGAAUUGCAAGGCAUGUUGGAGUCUAUGAAGCGGCCUGGCUUUAGGAGGGGGAUGUCCCGCAAGAGAAUCAGCCGCCAUGUUGGGGGGGCGGAGCUUCAGGCAGUCCUACAGAGGAGGAGGAGAGCCAUGGGGGAUGAGCAGACCUGUCCGACCCCACCAAAAGCCCAAGACCCACAAUCGUCAAGCCCCGCCGACACCACUGCGCCCUGGGCAGGAGAGAGCAGCGCCCCCGUCCUGCGGCGGCUGAAACAGAACCGGGAGAAGAGGAACUCCCGCAUCCGAAUCUCUGAGGGCGUCAUCUGGGGGGACAGCUGAAGCCUGCAAACGGGAGGGAGAAGGAAGGAGGGAGAGAGAGGGAAGGAGGGAGGGAGAGAGAG